Messenger RNA from Daldinia loculata, 2940 nucleotides. Its product is annotated as kinase-like domain-containing protein. Lineage: Eukaryota; Fungi; Ascomycota; Sordariomycetes; Xylariales; Hypoxylaceae. The record is from RefSeq and is a predicted model, not a curated record. Gene Ontology annotation, cellular component: actin filament; cytoplasm. Gene Ontology annotation, molecular function: ATP binding; actin binding; microtubule binding. The coding region runs from base 1 to 2682 and encodes 893 amino acids. Gene Ontology annotation, biological process: protein phosphorylation; actin filament polymerization. The transcript has 11 exons.
AUGGAUGAAUUGAUGCGGGAUGCGCCGGGGUGGAUGCAAGCCCAGAUGUAUGGGAACCCCAGGAAUUUCUCAGAACACUAUAGAGCUGUAAAUGCUCUCUGGAAGAAAUAUCGAGAGGAGGGCGGCCACGUUGUAAAGGGCUUCAGAGACUAUCGCGUGGAUCGAGAGGAGUGGGCGGAAGCUCCGUUUCCGAAACCAGGAGAAGUUAACCCUCGAGAUUAUAACAUAAAAAAGAAUUGGCAGCGGAUUCCAUACCGGACUGAGGGUUGGGAAAGCACGUGGCCACCGUUUGUGCUCCAAACAUCCGAUUUAUGGGACGAGCCAUAUAGGAAUGAAAUAAGAGAAAGAUGUCGGGCUGCUCAAAGAUAUUUCGAGAGACGUCCACUACAUGAUCUUAAACUUGCAAAAGUACUAGGCUACGGUGGGAAUGGCAUAGCUUUAAAGUUCAGAAGCGUACGCCCACCUUACGAACUGGUAUUCAAGAUUGGUCGCCAGGGUUGGUUCAGUCCAGAGAUCCGUCGUGAAGAGCGGGCGUUACAGGAAGUAGCCCGUGCGGCCCAUUGCAUCCAGACGGUCCCUCGAAAUGAAGCCUUGCAAGCAGACUACCAGGCCUAUGAAUACGACCCAAUAGAUCAGUACGAUUCGAGCGACGACGACGAAGAUGUUGCUUCUCUAAGGGAAUCAGAAAUUGAAUUCCCGGACGAGGAUCGUGCCCUUCGGGGGUGGGAUGACUCUCGGAAAUUCACUCAUGAAAACGACCCUGAAGAUGCGGCGGUGAAACAUGAAUUUCACAUGGACAGAAUCAGGGAGCGAGAUGAAUUGAUUGACAAUAUGAUUCGUAAUAGGGUUGGAAAUGACCCAAAUAAUCCAAUCUUCCGCCAUGAUUAUGUUAUCUUGGAGUUUGUGGAAAACGGUGACCUAGCGCACCUCAUCCAAAGGAUUGAAAAGGCCAAGGGUGACAAAACGAAGAGAGUCCCUAACCGUGUUCUUUGGUCCUUUUGGCUUUGCUUGGUUAGGGCGUGUGUUGCCUUAGAGUAUCCUCCGCGGUUAUUCCAUCCUGGGCGACACGACAGACACGCUCCGCAAAGGGUCGCAGACGCGGACAGGGUAAGGCAGCUUUCAAAUCCCGAGGGGGGGCCUGAAGAGUGGAAAGCUAUCGGAGACGACCUCUUCGAAGAGGUCCCGCCUAUCGCUAAGCGAUAUGCUGGAAUGCGGUUGGUCCAUUUUGAUAUCGACGCUAGAAAUAUCUUCAUCGGUGGCCUAGACAUACAUGACACGGAUGGUGAGCAUGUUAUAAUUCCUAAACUGAAGCUCGCGGACUUUGGACGUAUGAGGAAGAUAAAGCGUAACAAGGGAAAUCAAUACUACCUUCGGCAUCGCUUCACCGGGAAAUACGGCCACUAUGCCCCUGAACAAUUCGGAAGUGAGUGGGAUUACCUAGAAGUUAGAGGCACGAUGGGUUGGGAAGUCUCGGAGCAAAGGGUAGCUGGAAAUUACGGAUCACCGAUGAAUGUAUGGGGAAUUGCUUUGACCUUAUGGACGCUCAUGACAACAUCUCGCCCGCCGAUUCCGCCCCAGCAGAGCUCGGAUGAUCCCCUUCACUAUGCAGCAUUGCUCAUGGACGACCCCGAGUUAAGUUAUAUAGACGAAGACCUCCGGACUACAAUUAUGCAAUGCAUGAGGCACUACCCCGACGAGCGACCAACACUAGAUGUUCUAAUAGCGCAGGCAAAGGAAGGUACACAACGGGAAUACGAGGGUGAGACUGACGACGUAAUUAAAAACUGGGUUAAAACAUUGCUAACCUUUUUCUAUAUCUACGACGCCGUUGAGCCCGACGAUCCCCCUCCACCAGCUCCAGCCCCCCAUGCAGGACCGGCUCACCAUCCGGUACCGCAUCCUCCUCCAGGACCUUUCGGGCCUCCCGGACCCUUCCCACCGCCCGGACCUCCCGGACCAUUUGGACACCAUGGACACCAUGGACAUCCCGGACCGUUUGGGCAUCCCGGACCGUUUGGACAUCCCGGACCGUUUGGACCUCCCGGACCGUUUGGACCUCCCGGACCGUUUGGUCACCAUGGACACCAUGGACACCAUGGAGCUCCUGGACCUUUCGGACCUCCGGUUCCACCACCACAUGGGGGUGGCGGCGUCGUAGUUAAAGGGGGUGGGGGAGGUGGCGACCAACCUCCCGGGCCACCAUAUGGAGAUAUUCCCAUGGGAAACGUGAUGCAUGAAGUAAUUUGGGAAGCACCACAUGGAAUUGGAGAGGAAGGUGAGGGCGAGAUUGUAGACGCCGAUGACGACGAUGACGAUGACGACGACGACGACGACGACGAUGAAAUAUUCCUUGAAAAUGGUGAAAAUAUAGACCCGUUAAACCCGUUUGCAGGGUUUGACGGACCCGGGGCUGCAGCAGCAGGUGUAGUUGAAUUUCCCCCUCUUCCCCCGGUGCCCGAGGGGGUAGUGGACUGGCUACCACCGCCUGGGCCUCCGCCACCCAUAGGACCCGCGUUGCCUCCAGGGCCGGCGGGCAGGCGUAAUUUUAGAGACAGAUUUCUGCGGCGGAUUGGGCGUGACCGUAGUCCUCCAAGACACGGGCUUGCUGCGCCUCGUAUACGCCGUAGAGAUCGUUUUGGCAAUCAGCUCCGAAAUAUUUUCAACCGCAAUCGUAGACGCUGAUGAUAUCGCUCUGGAAUAUAAAUGGGCGUGCUUAACUCAUAUAUUCAUAUAUUGUUAUUUUAGAGGAGGGUCAAGUUGAUAGACUUGGUUGUUUUUUAGGAGUCUUGUUUUAAGGAAUCGUGUUUCCAGCAUUCACUGGCUAUUUUGUUAGUUACCAUACAUGGUAAUUUAUGUAAUUUAGGUACCCGAUAUAUACUUGAGGAUAUUCACUGAGAAUUUAUCAUCUUUCUUUCUUUCCUAUUCCCCUAUCUUGAGACU